Symbiodinium sp. CCMP2592 is the source of this 513-nucleotide messenger RNA. NCBI's taxonomy places the organism in Eukaryota, Dinophyceae, Suessiales, Symbiodiniaceae. The record is from the annotation of a GenBank genome assembly.
AUGCAUGGACUGAAUGGAUGGGUCCCUGCCGACAGAGACGGGCGCACAGAAGGAGACCAUCAAGUUCAGCUUUCAAGCUCCAGCGCGACGCAGCCCCACUCCGUGGGUCCGUGCGAUCCAUGUAUAUUCUUCGGAACCUCUGCUGGCUGCCGGAGGGACGCCUGUCCGUUCUGUCACGUUCAUCUGUUCCGGAUGGAGGUGAAUCCGGAGAGGCCGGGGAAGCAGAUCCGUAUGAGGCUGAAGAGGAAUUUGAAGACCAUGUUGCAAUCGAGGGAGAACUCGCCGGACAGGGUCCAUGACGAGCUCCAACGCUUGGCUCAUAGAAGCGGCUUUGCGCGUAACCUGAUUACAGGUUUCUUGGAGCGCGACGGAGAGCCGGAAAAGGAGGUUGAGGGCGGAAUCACCACAACUUCUUGUUCAAUAGAUGGAGUGCAUGAUCAGCCAGUAGUCUGCAUUUUGGAAGAUGGGUUUGAUUUCGAUGCUUUCCUGAAGGGCGAGCCUCUGUCGCUGUAG